Folsomia candida is the source of this 8495-nucleotide messenger RNA. RefSeq lists its product as uncharacterized. The record is from RefSeq and is a predicted model, not a curated record. Bases 1122 to 2336 code for a protein of 404 amino acids. The transcript is spliced from 4 exons. Lineage: Eukaryota; Metazoa; Arthropoda; Collembola; Entomobryomorpha; Isotomidae.
CCAGGUUUGAGCCAGUUGUUGACAGCUGACGGUUUAUUUUGCUCACCUUGUUUACAUUACUUUCUCCUGAUCUGCACACAUUUUGCAGAAAAAUUAUAAAGUAACUUAGUUUUUGCAAAUCAUAUACGUGUUUUCUUUGAUUCUCUUAAUAAUUGUUUUACGCAUGUAGGAUUAGUUGCGGCCUUUCCUCACUAAUAAUUUUUUGAAUCAUCUCCAACAUCUGAAAUGGGAGAACCACCAAAUAAAAUUAUUAAGAUUACGCCGGAUGAAUUACUAAAAGAAAAAUUACUGCAUUAUUUUGACCAAUUUUCGACGGACGUGAGAUCUGGGGUAUUUGUGUUACAGGGAAAUUUUCGAAAACAAUAUAUUUUUGUGCCAACAAUUGGCGUUAGACUUAUUGAGUCUGGGAAACUUAUUAAAUUUCCGUUGCAAGAGGAUGAAGUGGCCGUGGAGGAAUUUGCGGCUUCAGAAUUCGAGAUCAUCCUUCACGAGGAUUGGACUAACUUAGAAAACAUGAUAGCAAACUUAAUCCUAGACAAAUUCCAUUUCCCCAACAGCGCCAGAGUUUCAACUUCUUUACAAAAACUGAUCAUCCAAAAACCCGGCAGUAAAUUUCCCUCAAAUCUGCAAACCUUAUUUCCCACCCGUCUAAAGAAGUUGUUGCAAAAUCCCAAAAAUCCCUGCCAUCCGUUCCUUUUGGUCAUCUCGUCAUCCAACUUCCCUCCCACUACACCGGUGGACGCUUCUGUUUUGGUCUUAACGGAAAGGUCGAACAAUUUGACCUCUCUGCCAGCCUUACCACAAGGGCCGGCUGGACCUCAAACUUUCUCGCGUAUUACCCUCACCUCGACCAGGAUCACGACAUCAUCUCGUCUGGCGUCCGGUCCUGUUUAAUCUACAACUUGGAAAUACAAACAAGCCCCACGUUUAAAUUACCGAGGGCCCCCACCAUUGAAAAUAUUGUGCCAACUUUCACCCAAAUAAUUGCCGAAUGGAGGUCCGCCCAUCAAAAACACACUGCCAAAGUGUUACCAAUUGCGUGCCCUGAUAAACGUUACGAUAUCUCGGCCAUACCCGCAUUUCUUGGAGAGACCCUGCGGGCGAAUGGAGUUACUUUAUGUAUGGGCCAGAAAGUUUCACAGAAUGAAGGUGUAGAGUUGUAUUUCUAUGCCCAGGUGAAAAUGUGGGCAGGUGUGGAUGUCCUAAGUGAAGAAGCGUUCAACAAUUUUUUGCUCGACGAAGGAUCCCACAAGGACCAAUUCAUCCACUUAGAGUUCAAACUGGAAAACGAUAACUAUACAAUUUACAGUAAUAAUAUGAUCCUCCUCGUUUUAUCGGGUGACGACCAUCAAGAUAUUUUCCAAAAUGAAAGUUGGAUUAAGACCCGGAAAUUUUGGAGAUUUCAAAGUUACUUGUUUCUAGCCAGGCAUAAAAAUACAAAGAAGAAUAGCAUCCAACUUCUCCACGAUGCUAACACCCUGUUAUCUCUCGAGUUCGAGAACGAAACUGCAAGCUUGGGGAAUUUCCGAGAUGAUUUAUUCCCAAAGAGUGUACAUUUCCAAAAUCUCGUCGAUAAAUUUCACCUCCUCACGGAUACCCAGCCACUUACUAAACUAUUCAAACUUUGUCAGGAAAAGUCCGAUUUUACAAAAAUGUUUCCCUCUCUUUUGAAUUCUGCAGUGUCCUGGGAUAUUUUAAAACCCGUGUUACAAGACUAUUUCCCGAUGCAAGAAAUCCAAUCUGGGGAGCAAUUUUUAAGCAAGGUUCUACAUUUCAGAUUAUUCGUCGAUGUCGAGUCAACUGACAAGAUGCGGAACGAUUUUAAACUCGAAACCUUUGAAUCCUGCCUUUUAACCUUCCAAAGAUUAAAAACCGCUCGAAAAUUUGCUAAAACAGCUGAAAAAACGGGAACAAUUCGAGAGUUCUUCUUAAUCGCGGAGCGUCUGCGGUACAAUCUGUUUGAAUUUGCGAAAUCCUUGUGUCCCACGUUGCUCAGGAUGUCCUUAUUUUCGAAAAAGGUGGUGAAAGACAAGCUCGGAGUAAUGUUCGUCCAACUCGUCACGGAUCUGUAUUGUUGCACAAACAUGACACAAAACUGGCAGAGGGAGGCCGAGUGGUGGAUUUUACUCAGAUACUUUCAAGUCGCUGAAAAAGUUGAGGCUGAUAUCACCCAUAUUUUAGGAAAUGUCAAGAAAUACGCCGUCUUGGUAAAGGCCCUCGACGGUUUGUCAUGUUUAGAAGAGGGUGAGAUGUAUUAUGACGAACAUAAUGAAUGGGGAGGAUCACUAUCCAAGUUUUUGGCUUCCAUUUGUAUCCAAGUUAGAGGCACGGAUUGAAGCCGUCUUGGCUUCUUCUAGUGAGGAUGAAAAGUUCAAUGAUUUUAUUAAUGCUGACACUCUGACGGAAAUUAGGACAGUAUUGGAAAAUAUGCAGGAGGAAGAGAAUAGUGGUUAAAAUUGAAAUUUUAACCACUUAAACCUUUGAAUUUAUAUGAGUUUCAAAAACAAUAACACAAUUUUGAAAGCCGGUCGCAGGUUUCGGAGGAAAAAAUAAUAAUAUAAACAGUCGUAAAAUACAUGUGCGAAAAUAAGUAUACGUCUUCCGUUUUGCGUGUUUAUUUUAUCAUGGACUUUUCGGAAAACGUAGCUAACAUACUGACCGAUUAGACUAGAUGUCUAUGUAUUAAGAAAUUACAAACUGCAAAAUUUGCAGCCAUGCCAGGUCGAAGGCCCUAGACCUCAAUCCAAAUCCGAGACUAUGUCAUCCAGUAUUGGAAAGGCGAUGACAAUGGGGUAAGUCUUAUCAGGAAGGCAUUGAUUUCCUUAAAAUUGGAUAGCCAACAGUUCAGAAGAUUAUUCAAAAGUGCAAGACGACAGGGAGGAUCGAAGACUUUAAAGGACGAGGCCCAAAACCGAGCUUCAAAAAUAUGUACUGUGCAACAGUACAGUGUUCGUAAAGUGAAGGUUAAUCCAAGGUUAUCGGCAUCAUCAAUCUUAUCCAAUAUUGGGGACACUUCAAGACAACAAGCAAAUCAGUUUACCAUAGCGAUAGUCCCGAAAAUCACAGGCUAAAAAAUUGUGCAGCUAAAAAGAAACAUUUCAUCACCAAACGGAUUUUGAAGAAACGGCUUGCAUUGGCUCAUGAGCAUUUUUCCAAGGACCAAAGUUUCGAAUUCGUCCUUCAGGGCUGAAUAGGUUGAAUAGGUUUAGGUUUACUUUCCCAAGACUACAAAAUUGAAUUAAUUUGAGAUUAAUCGUCCCAAGUUGCCAAUUUUUUAGAUUUCAUACUUCCAAGAAAGGUAAAAAUGAUAAACCCCAGCGGAAUUCACACUGUUUACUUUUUGAAUUACUUACUCCAAUCUGUAGUUAACCUGAAAACAAAACUAAAUCUGGAUUAACGUAGCCCUACUUCACUUUCGCAAUACAUCCUCAGACCUUUAUUCAACCAAUACUAAAGGGCUACUUAUUCUUGGUUGAUUGAUUGAUAGGUUUUUAUUAAAGCAGUCGUAUAAGCGUCAGCGUACUGUUUACUUAAAAGCUAGCACUGUUCUAAACGUACCCCGAACAAUUCCUUGUACAAAUUUUAGAUGCGUUUUUCUUGUAAUCCUAAUGUACCCCGAAUAUCCAAUACACAUCGUUUUACAACUCCUUCUAAACUUUCCUAUAUAUUUUUUACUUCCUCUCUUCCUUAGGUAAAUAUGGCCAUCUGUCUUCCAAGAGAGUAAACAGUAACCAGAUGCACUUGGCAACUUUGCCAUCGCGUCCAGCAAAAAUAACCAGGCAACCACUUUCGACAGCAUGGCAAGGAACAAUACCUUUGUCAUGGUAUCCGCCCUGUCACCGCCAACAAUGACCGUAUAUCCCACAGAAAUUGCGAGCUUGCCAAAUAUCAUGUGAAACCAGGGGAUGAACGGACCUAUGAUUUAGGAAAGCCCUUGGCUCAUAAGCUGCAAAGAUUUCCAAACAAUUGACAAAUUUUCGACGUUGUGUCGAAGCAUGGACAUCAGAAUAUACAAAAAGUAUAGUAUUUUAUAAUGAUAAGAUAGCUUAUCGAUGUAGUUAGGAAGGUGCAUUUCAUGCUGAGGGAAUACAAGGAGGUAGCCAAGUUCGAUUAGCGGGAGCAAGUUUAGCGCUUUGUUGGACAAACCUGAAAUGAAGAGCCAUUUUUCGGUAAAGUUUUUGAUAGCAGGCGACAUAUUGUGGACCUCCUGACGAACCAAAAUCUUCAAAUUUUGUACUAAAGUUGUACUUAUAGAUUAAUGCGUAUAUACCGUUAAAAUGUGAAGCCGAUUGGUAUUAAUUUUAUACAAAUCGUUUGCACAAAAUUCGCACCAACAAAUUCUUACUACAACCUUACUUGUACAAAAUAUGUACAAAAUUAGCACUACUAAAUAUGCACGAAUUCUGUGAGAAUUUGAUGAUUAUGAAUACGCAUUAAUGUGGUGAGAAUUUAGUAUGAAUUUAGUACGAAUUCAAUGCAAAUCUUGUGCUAGUGAUACGCAUCAAAUUAAUACAUAUUUAUUUAUACCAAAUUUUCAUCUAUUUAUUAUUAACUCAGCUGUAUAUGAUUAUACAUAAGUCUUAGAGUUAUUUAGUCUCCAACUACAAUAUUAUUUAAAGAUGAAUUACAAAUGGGGAUACAAAAGUAUUUAUCGUCUUGAAUAGGCAGAAUUAUACAUUUGCGACGCAAAGCGCAAUAAGAAAUUAAAAUACACUUGUUAGAUAGGUCGCAUAAAAUACAUAUGUCUAACUUCGAACUCUUACAAGGAUAAAAUUUUUGUCGCUAUCACUAUUACUACUUAAACUAAAAUUAUCACCCUCCAUGUUCAAGUUAUUUCUGAGAAUAUCUUCGCUGUUUUCAUUAUUCAGCGUGAUGACUGGGUACGGCAUCGUUGUUGUCGGCGAUAUUGUCCGUAUCCGUUUCAGUGCUUGCUGAAGUUGUUGCUCUGCCUGUUUGUCGUGAUGUCAGCAUUUUUUAUCUUGGACGUAAUUUUCAUGCGGAACCAACAGCCCAUUUGUUGAUUGAUUUGGGAAUCUUUCACUUGUGAAUUUCCACUUUUAACAGCAUCUGUUAAAUAAAUAAUAAAGUAUGUAUAAAUAAGCCAUAAGUAUUCGUUUUUUUAUUUAUAAAGACAAGUAAAAAAAUAAGUGACCUCGAACAAGUUUAGCUGACAAUCGAUUUUCGAAAGGUAUCUUGUUAUUCCUAUCCGUGAUGCGAAUUUUGCUACGAAGAUCAUUCGCUAUCAUUGAAGAAAGCAUGGCGUACACAUCUUGGGCCAAAGUUUUUCCAUUAUUUUUUGAAAGGAAACCUGAAAUUUGUAGAAGGGUGUUAUAUGUUUCUCACUCAUUUGCAUUGCAUAACCAUAAAGAAAUACGUUUUCUUUGCAUGCACAUACAUACCUCUUUAUUGUAAAUGGUUUUUUCAGUUUUCAGUAUCGCUUCAAUUUGUUCCAACUCUUCCAAUGUCUUCGCUGGCCAAUUUAUGUUUGUAUUGUCUGAACAGUUUGAGGCUGCUAGUCUUGUUAAUUUUAUCACCAGUUUUUCCAGAUUGGCUACUCUUUCCAAUAAGAGAUGUUCGUUUCUUAGAGACUCUUCCUGAAAUUCUAUGAAGAUUGAUGAGAUCAGUUUACUUAAACACAUUAGUAAAGAAAAACUUGCAUAAAAGAAUGCCUUACUUCUGAAUUCUGCAAAUAGAGAUUCAAUCCGUGGGUCAGGUUCUAGUUGAAUAACUUGUACAUACUUGUGGGGAUUCCUCAAUUUGUCCUUCUGUGGAGAAGCAGCCGCCGACGAUUUCGUUCCCUAUAUGUACAAAAAUAUUAAUUGUUUAGUAAGUAUCGUGCUAAAUCAUUCAUACAAUGUAAUUUUCAAGAUAAAAAUUACGUAAUUAUUAGCAUAAUCAAAACGAAGUACUAAUACCGUGCUGAUGUGCAUUACCUUCAGAUUGAAAAUCAAUUAUGGGUACUACUACAUCGACUUCAGACCCUGGAUUAGUGUUUUCUGUGGAUGCUUUGCGCCGACGUCGUCGUGAUUCCUCGUUUUCACUUGAAUCGAUUGGUUUAUUGCCGAUGUACUUGUUCAAUUUUUUUAUCGCCUUGUCGUACGAAUCUAUCAAUUUUUUAAAUUAAACAAAAUUUAAAUAAUCUUAGCAUGCAUGUAUAAUUAAGUAUAAUAAAUAAUUACCGUAGGUUCCCACAAAUAAUAUGUCGUAGUUCUUCCAAUCUUUUCCUAUGAGAGCAGUAGGAUCACAUUAGAUCUUGGAAAACUUUUUAGGAAUUGGAUGAGGGAACUUGCACUUUGUCAUAUCCUCGGAAAUCCAUGUGGAUGGCACUACUUCCACCCCUUUGUCAAUUUCGAACUCGUAUAGCACAAAAUUUUUGAGUUUAUCUGACAUUGAGUCGUAAAAAAUCUGACAAAACACUUUAUUGCUAGAAAUAAAAAAUGGAGGGCUAAAUAUGGAGAGAAUUCGACGGCGUGGCUAAGACAGUCAUUCACUAAUAGAACACCAAAUCAAACUAAUACAAUUUUUGUAAUAAAUUAAUGCAGAAUGCUUAGCACAAAUUUUUUGUUAGUAAGUUAUUAGAUGUUUAAUGCGACUUUAAUGCGACUGAAUUUGUACAGUUUCCCGGGUAUAAAUUAUGUAUGAAUUUAGUAGAAGGAAAUCAACAUAAGAAUUUAGUGCAAGUGAAUUCGUACUAAAUUCUCACUAGUUCAUUUGUAUUAAUUUGGUGCUAAUUAACUAGUGACAAUUUAGUGAAUUUCUUGUGUUAGUUUAUUAACAGUGGAAAUAUUCAUAUGAAUUCUGUACGAAUUUUGUACAAAUUCAUAAGUGCGUAUUUUUAUUCACUAAAAUCGCAUUCAUUUGCACUCUGAUUCGCAGUAAAUACGCAUUGAGGUUCGUUGGGUUUGUAUUUAUGUAUCACGUGAGCAAUCACAAUUUUGUAAAGAAGUGAAUCUAAGUGGUAGUGAGACUUAUAAUGCGGGAACUCAGGGAGUUAUGUAAUGGUAACUUGUAAAAUCCGUUAGUCUUAUAAAACAAUUUUUUACAUCUCAGCGAAACAAAAUUAUUCAAUAGUUUACGAAAAAUAUAAAUCUACAAUAGAAAGCAGAUAAGCGAAUUUAUUGUGCGUAGUUUCUAAAUAAGUAUGCAAAUUAGGGACAACAUCUUAAUUUACUUUUAGGUAUACUCUUUUAUUUUCUUGCAUUGUCAAAUGCGAGAUAUUACAACGAAAUAUUACUGCACACUUUCACGUUAAUAAUAUUUUAAAGUUUGAAGAAGCGCCGCUGAAUGAAUAUUCCUUGGCAUCUCCAUAUUUCAGGAAGCGAUACGCUAACAGGCAGGGGAUUAUAGCCGGGGAAAAGUCACCUGUGUUGCAAGUAGAGCUGUGCACGGGCCCGAUUUUUAAAAACCCAGCCCGCCCAGAACCCUACUGGAAAAAACCCGGCCCGCCCGGCCCUACUGGGUUUUUCUGGAAAAAAAGCCCGGCCCGCCCAAAACCCUACUGGAAAAAGCCCAGCCCGCCCGGCCCUAUAGGGCUUUUCUGAGAAAAAGCCCGGCCCGCCCAAAACCCUAUAGGGUAGGGCUUUUUUACUGUAAACCCACCCAUGUGCAGUUCUGCACGUAUUUAUCCUAAAAAACCAGCACUUGCUAAGGCUUUCGGAGACUCGAUUAGACAUGCACACUAGGUAUUAAUAAAAAAUGCAAUGGUGGACAAAUCCAAUGCAUAUUAUUAUCAAUAUUUGCUAAAUUUGAGUUAUUUUAGUUUAAACAAAACUUAAGUUAAGCCCUUGUAUUUAAUAGAACUGUAUUUAUAAUUUGGUCUUAAUCUCACUGAUGUGAUUUACAGUUGAGAUUUAUUUAUUCAUGAAAUUGAUUCGUGUAAUGAAACAGCCAACCAGUGAAACCAACUCCAUAGGAUUACAGAUAAACAAUUCUGCUUUAGCUGGAGCUACAUAAAACUAUGAAGUUUUGUUUCAAAUUGCCAUAUUGUACUUUAUCACUAGGGUAAAUUAAAAAGCCCGAAGCCCUACAAAAAAAGCCCGGCCCGCCCAAAACCCUACUGGAAAAAGCCCGACCCGCCCGGCCCGACUGGAAUUUCCUGGGCAAAAAACCCGGCCCGCCCAAAACCCUAUAGGGUAGGGUAGGGUAGGGUUUUUUUAGGGUAAACCCGGCCCUACGCACAGCUCUAGUUGCAAGCCGCAAGGGUAUACCAACCAGAUCGCAAAUAUUUACAAUUUUAACAUUAACUCAAUACUCUAUUUUUCAAUUUUAGACAUUCCAGAGAUUCCAGGAGGAAACACGGUGUCUGCAGAGGGAAUAAAUUUCAUUCCCAAUUCCGACCUUAUCGCAUCGUAUUCAAAUUCAAAUCUUUCAAUUGGACUGGAGCAGUCUUCACAAGUAUCUUUCACACCCAUUGUACAAAAUUUAGAGGUGGAAUAUGCUACUAAGGAAGAUUUGAUGAGUAAGGGUUGAAAAAUAUUUGGUCAUUAAUAAUUAAA